Molecule: messenger RNA, 1449 nt
Organism: Orycteropus afer afer
Lineage: Eukaryota; Metazoa; Chordata; Mammalia; Tubulidentata; Orycteropodidae
Gene: PTGIS
Product: prostaglandin I2 synthase
Exons: 11
Coding region: 1-1449 (482 amino acids)
Biological process (GO): prostaglandin biosynthetic process
Molecular function (GO): iron ion binding; heme binding; monooxygenase activity
Source: RefSeq, a predicted model, not a curated record
AUGCCCUGGGCUGUGCUCUUCGGCCUCCUGGCCGCGCUGCUGCUGCUGCUGCUGCUGACCCGCCGGCGCACGCGGCGACCUGGUGAGCCACCCCUGGACCUGGGCAGUAUCCCCUGGUUGGGCCAUGCCUUGGAGUUUGGAAAAGAUGCUGCCAGCUUCCUCACUAGGAUGAAGGAGAAGCAUGGUGACAUCUUUACGGUGCUGGUGGGGGGCAGGUACGUCACUGUCCUCCUGGACCCACACUCCUACGACACGGUGGUGUGGGAGUCUCGCACCAAGCUGGACUUCCACGCCUAUGCCGUCUUCCUCAUGGAGAGGAUAUUUGAUGUGCAGCUUCCGCAUUACAACCCCAGUGAUGAAAAGGCCAAGAUGAAACCCUGGCAGCACGGGGUGCUCACCACCUGUCUCUGGGUGAACUUGGUCGUGUUUGGGAGUCCUUGCUCCUCAUCCUUCAGGUUUCUGCUUCGAUCUGGCUACCUGACCCUGUACGGAGUUGAGGCACUGCCACGCACCCAUCAGAGCCAGGCCCAGGACUGCAUCCACUCGGCCGACGUCUUCCACACCUUCCGCCAGCUCGACCUGCUGCUCCCCAAACUGGCACGCGGCUCCCUGUCAGUGGGGGAUAAGGACCGUGUGAGCAAGGCCAAAGGUCGCUUGUGGAAGCUGCUGUCCCCUACCAGACUGGCCUCCCGGGCCCACCGGAGCACCUGGCUGGAAAAUUACCUGUUGCACCUGGAGGAGAUGGGGGUGUCAGAGGAGAUGCGGGCACGGGCCCUGGUGCUGCAGCUCUGGGCCACACAGGGGAAUAUGGGCCCCGCCACCUUCUGGCUCCUGCUCUUCCUCCUGAAGCAUCCCGAGGCCAUGGCCGCCGUCCGUGAGCAGCUGGAGCACACGCUGCAGAGAGUGGAACAGCCUGUCUCACAGAUGACCACCCUCUCACAGAAGGUUUUAGACAGCAUGCCUGUGCUUGACAGUGUGCUGAAUGAGAGCCUCCGACUCACAGCUGCACCCUUCAUCACACGUGAGGUCAUGGUGGACCUGGCCAUGCCCAUGGCAGAUGGGCGGGAAUUCUCCCUGCGACGUGGUGACCGCCUCCUCCUCUUCCCUUUCCUGAGUCCCCAGAAGGACCCAGACAUCUACACAGACCCAGAGGAAUUUAAAUAUGACCGAUUCCUGAACCCUGACGGAUCAGAGAAGAAAGACUUUUACAAGGAUGGGAAACGACUGAAGAAUUACAACAUGCCCUGGGGCGCCGGGCACAAUCAGUGUCUCGGGAGGAGUUACGCCAUCAACAGCAUCAAACAAUUUGUGUUCCUGGUGCUGGUACACUUUGACCUGGAGCUGACCAACCCGGAUGGGGAGAUCCCUGAGUUUGACCUCAGCAGAUACGGCUUCGGUCUGAUGCAACCAGAACAUGACAUGCCCAUUCGGUACCGCAUUCGGCCAUGA